CGAGGGGGGCUGAUUGCAUGCAAUUCGGGGCAUACACACAGACCGCGGGGUCUCCGGGAUAUCGGGGCUAUCAAGGACGGGCUGGGGGAUGGGGACUUGGGGACGGGGCCCAGGGAUGGUGAAGAUAGGGGUGCGGCUGGCAGAAUCAGGGCAGGCAGAGGCUGCGCGCCGCGGAGGCUGCUGGUCCCUGACGCCUUGACCCUUCCUCUCCCGCGGCCACAGCCGGGCCUGGCGGGGGGACCAUGGGCGCCUCGGUCUCCAGGGGCCGGGCCGCCCGGGUCCCCGCGCCGGAGCCGGAACCCGAAGAGGCGCUGGACCUGAGCCAACUACCCCCGGAGCUGCUUCUGGUGGUGCUGAGCCACGUCCCCCCGCGCACGCUGCUCGGGCGCUGCCGCCAAGUGUGCCGGGGCUGGCGAGCCCUGGUGGACGGCCAGGCCCUGUGGCUGCUGAUCCUGGCCCGCGACCACGGCGCCACCGGCCGCGCGCUGCUGCACCUCGCCCGCAGCUGCCAGUCUCCCGCCCGUAACGCCAGGCCUUGCCCCCUGGGCCGCUUCUGCGCGCGCAGACCCAUCGGACGCAACCUUAUUCGCAACCCCUGCGGCCAAGAAGGCCUCCGAAAGUGGAUGGUGCAGCACGGUGGGGACGGCUGGGUGGUGGAGGAAAACAGGACAACCGUGCCUGGGGCCCCUUCUCAGACGUGCUUCGUGACUUCAUUCAGCUGGUGUUGCAAGAAGCAGGUCUUGGACCUAGAGGAGGAGGGUCUGUGGCCAGAACUGCUGGAUAGUGGCAGGAUUGAGAUUUGUGUCUCUGACUGGUGGGGAGCCCGACACGACAGCGGCUGUAUGUACAGACUCCUCGUCCAACUUCUAGACGCCAACCAGACUGUUCUGGAUAAAUUCUCUGCUGUGCCUGAUCCCAUCCCGCAGUGGAACAACAAUGCCUGCCUUCACAAAUGGACAAGCUGAUCUCAAAAUUCACAUGGAAUUGCAAGAGGUUCCAAAUAGCCAAAACAAUCUUGAAAAAGAACAAAGUUGGAGGAUUCACACUUUCCAGUUUCAAAACUUACUACAAAGCUACAGUAAUCAGAACACUGUGGUCCUCGCAUAAGUGAUGUUGGACAAGUGAGCCCCAAAGUGAGACUUAGCCCAUGAGGUUCUUGGCUUCGCCCAGGAAAGAAUUCAAGGCCAAGCCAAUGGUAGAAGAAAACAGCUUUAUUGAAGGGGCAGUGUUAUAGCUCCAGCCCUGUUACAACUCUGAUUACUCCUGCACAGCAGGGCUGUAGGCAGAGACUAGCAGCUCAGGGCAGUUUUGCAGUCAUUUAUAUCUACUUUAAACACAUGCAGAUUAAGGGGCGAUUUGUGCAAAAGUUUCUAGGGAAUGGGUAAUAACUUUUGGGUCAUCGAGUCAAUGCCAUGGAAGAGAGGGGGGAUAACCCCCUGGUGUUGCGAUGGCAGCGGUAAACUGACAUGGCACACUGAUGAGCGUGUCUUACGGAAAGCUCAUUCCACCCCAGCCCUGUUUCAGCUAGUCCUCAAUUUGGUCCAGUGUCCGAGCCCUGCCUCUGGAGUCAAGUCCCACCUCCUACCUCAUAAGGAGAGACAUAAAUCAAUGGAAUAGAAUCGAGAGUCCAGAAAUAAACUCAUACCUCGAUGAUCAAUUGAUUUUCAACAACAGUGCCAAAACCAUUCAGUGGGGGAAAGAAUCAUAUUUUCAACAAAUGGUGCCGGAUAACGACAUCCAAAGGAGUGCAACUGGGCCCCUAUCUCACACCAUCUACAGAAAUUAAGUCAAAGUGCCUCAAACACUAAGAGUUAGCUCUUAGUGUUCUUAGAAGAAUACAGGGAUACCUCUUUAUGAUCUUGAUUUGGUAAUUGAUUUUUAGAUAACACUAAAAGCACAAGCAACAAUAGGAAAAAAAAAGUAAAUUUAACCUCAUCAAAAUUUAAAAUUUUUAAGCUGGGUGCAGUGGCUCACACCUCUAAUCCCAGCACUUUGGGAGGCUGAGGCAGGAGGAUCACUUGAGCCCAGGAGUUCGAGACAAGUCUGGCCAACAUGGUGAAACCCCGCCUCUACUAAAAAUAUAAAAAUUAACCAGGAGUGGUGGUGGCUGCCUAUAAUCCCAGCUACUUGGGAGGCUGAGGCCUGAGAAUCACUUGAACCCGGGGGACGCAGGUUGCAAUGAGCUGAGAUCACGCCACUGCACUCCAGCCUGAGGGACAGAGUGAGACUCUGUCUCAAAAACAAACAAACAACAACAACAAAAAAAAACCCCACAACUUUUGUGCAUCAGAGGACACAACCAAAUAAUGAAAAGACAACCCACAGACUGGGAGAGAAUGUUUUGCAAAUUAUAUAUCUGAUAAGGGUCUAGUAUCCAAAAUAUAUAAAGAACUCUUACAACUCAACAAUAAAAGAUAAGCAACUCAGUUUUCAAAUGGGCAAAGGACUUGAAUAGGUAUUUUUCCAAAGAAGAUAUACCAGUGUUCGGUAAGUACAUGAAAAGAUGUUCAACAGCAUUAAUCCUUAGGGAGAUGCAGAUCAAAGCCACAGUAAAAUACCACUUCCUACCCAGUAGGAUGAAUAUGAGCAAAAAGAAAAAAAGAAGAAAACAGCAAGUGUUGGUGAUGAUAUGGAGAAAUUACAACCCUCACACGUUGCUGAUGGGAAUGUAAAACGGCGCAGCUGCUUUAGAAAGCCGUUUGUCAUUUCUUCAAAAAGCUAAACGUAGAAUUCUACUGUAUGACACAGCAAUUCCACUCCUACAUAUAUACCCAAGAGGAUUUAAAGCAAGUGUUCAAAUAAAAUCUUAUACACAAA
This is a messenger RNA of Gorilla gorilla gorilla (western lowland gorilla), 2817 nucleotides long. It is a transcript of the gene FBXO27, whose product is annotated as F-box protein 27. Lineage: Eukaryota; Metazoa; Chordata; Mammalia; Primates; Hominidae. The record is from RefSeq and is a predicted model, not a curated record. Gene Ontology annotation, cellular component: cytoplasm; SCF ubiquitin ligase complex. Bases 243 to 965 code for a protein of 240 amino acids. The transcript is spliced from 5 exons. Gene Ontology annotation, biological process: ERAD pathway; glycoprotein catabolic process; SCF-dependent proteasomal ubiquitin-dependent protein catabolic process. Gene Ontology annotation, molecular function: protein binding; ubiquitin protein ligase activity.